AGGAAGGCAGCGAUACACUGCCUGACGAGGAGCUCUUCUUCCAGCAAAGAUCCAGCCAUGAAAGUUGAGUAAAUAGCUUCCCCGCAGAGCCGAGCCCGGACUUGUCACUGUGAUGGGGCUUGGAGAGGAGCCCGGCGCCGCUGCCUCGCUUCGGGACUCCGAGGAAGGCUGUUCGGCGCAGGGAAGUUGAAUGGUGCUCGCUGGUGAGCGGAGGCGAGUGGCGGAGAGAAGAGCCGAGCCGAGAUUUAUUGCUUAAUUCUCAGGAACGUCGCUUCCACCUGACAGCGAAUUUGAGCAGCUGGCUGUGGAUUUUGUGUUUGCUUCCCCACAAACAAAGGUUAGUCGGGUGGCUUUGGCUUUUUUGGAAAGAGUGCUAACCCUGGACCCGUGUCAAAGACACAUGUCCGCCGCUUGCCAUGGGAUUGACGAAUUCUUAGCUGUUCUGUGAGCACUCUCGGUUCUCCGCUUGCCCUUCACUCUGAAGUCUACAUAUAUGAAAUGGAAAAUCGAGGGCUGUUCUGCGCCCUUUGUUACCUGAUGUUCAAGGCACCUCUGCUGUUCGUUGUGAACGCUACCUUUACUGAAGUUCCCAAAGAUGUGACUGUUAGGGAGGGAGAUGAUAUUGAGAUGCCUUGUGCUUUUCGAGCCAGCGGAUCCACCUCUUACUCCUUGGAAAUCCAGUGGUGGUACCUUAAAGAACCAGCCAGAGAACUUGCACACGAAUUAGCCAUCAGUGUCCCUGGCAGCAGGAGCAAGGUAACAAAUAAGGAUGCAACUAAAAUCAGCACGGUUCGCGUCCAGGGCAACGACAUCUCGCACCGGCUGCGGCUGUCGGGGGUGCGGCGGCAGGACGAGGGCGUGUACGAGUGCCGCGUGGCGGACUACAGCGACGACGAGACGCAGGAGCAUAAGGCCCAGGCGCUGCUGCGCGUCCUCUCGCGCUUCGCGCCGCCCGACGUGCAGGCGGCCGAGGCGGUGUCGCACAUCCAGAGCGGCGCGGCCCCGCGCCGGCACGGCCCCGUCGCCCGGCCCACGCCGCAGCCCGCCGCCAACAAGCGCCCGCCGCCUGCCGAGGCGGGGCCCGCCGCCGCCCCCACCGCCACGGCAAGGACCAGGGCCGCCGCCUCGGCCUCGCCGCCGCCGGGGCAGGCCGCCAUCCUCCGUCAGCAGCACGGGUCAGGUACAGUACCUAUUUAUGCUACAGACCCACUCCUAUAUAUGUUCCUGUUAAUACUGCAUAAGCUUGUAGCUUUAUUAGUAAACCACUGAUGGACUACAUCCUCAGCUACUCCUCAGCCAAACAAAAAGGAACCUAUUUAAAAACAGAGCAAAACCUUUGACAAAAAUACCUACUGUUUUAAAGAUGGACAGAGAGACUGACAGAAGCAUGAAAAAUUCUAAAUGGGGGGAAAAACAUAUUUUUGGGGAUGUCACAAAAAGUAAAACACAAAAUAAUGCAUUUAGUUUCCAGACUCUAUGAUGUAAUGCCCUGCUUUGUGCAUGGCACUCCUGAUUUCUCUAUUUUAAUGUAAUAUUUUUUUCUUUUCUAAACCUUUCAUCUGACUCUUCAUUUUGCACGAACUGUUGAGCAGUUAUCUUUAUGACAAUAUGUAAAAAUGUUGGGUCAAAGCCCUUCCUAAGAAAGGAAAUAUUUUUAGUAGGUUAUU
Messenger RNA from Rhea pennata, 1667 nucleotides. RefSeq names its product V-set and transmembrane domain containing 2B (gene VSTM2B). Gene Ontology annotation, cellular component: membrane. The transcript has 6 exons. The coding region runs from base 499 to 1269 and encodes 256 amino acids. The record is from RefSeq and is a predicted model, not a curated record. NCBI's taxonomy places the organism in Eukaryota, Metazoa, Chordata, Aves, Rheiformes, Rheidae.